AUGCGUCGUGGACAGCCUCGCAACCCGUCCGACAGGGACCAGUCAGACCCGUUCGUUAGUCUUUUAUCCCCAUCAGCGACUCAUCAACUCUGUCGUCCUCGUCCGAGUCCCGAACAGUCACUCUCCAGGCCAUGCGGCUUGGGCCACGGUCUUUGGCGAGGCGAGUCAAAUCAUGCCCGACGAGAGAUCCUCUUCUCGAAGGCCUCCUCAACGCGCAGCCUCGGUCUGUCCAACUCUCGCGAUCUCUCCGGGCCUCGGCAUGCUCUUCACAGUCCCCACAAACGAGCCGUUCCCUCGACGUGGGAGUCAACGCUUGUGGCUAGAACGGUUGUCAUGUCUUCGUCGUCGCCUUGCCUACGGCAAGUCACCAAGCGACUAGUUCUGCGGGCAGCUUCGAGUCGCGAUCCCGUUGUCUGGCGAGUCUCGACAACCGGUCUCGGCGCUGGCGGCCUUCGCAUGUCCAUUGUCCCCUUUCGUCAAUGGGCUCCACGACUGGACGCCCCCCCAUUGACGCUCUGCUCCGCGACUCCGACUCAUACCACCUCAUUUGGAUCGCCGAGGGCCAAGCGUAUGCGUGUUGUCAUAGCUUCAGAAGAUCCAAGCGGCGGGCCAAAAGGAGAGAGCCAGCAGGAGGAGGAGAAGGGCAGCACACACACACACACACACAUACACACGCACACGCAGGGAGCUGGGCUGAUCUGA
Messenger RNA from Protopolystoma xenopodis, 702 nucleotides. Lineage: Eukaryota; Metazoa; Platyhelminthes; Monogenea; Polystomatidea; Polystomatidae. The record is from the annotation of a GenBank genome assembly.